Molecule: messenger RNA, 745 nt
Organism: Rhipicephalus sanguineus (brown dog tick)
Lineage: Eukaryota; Metazoa; Arthropoda; Arachnida; Ixodida; Ixodidae
Exons: 5
Coding region: 153-533 (126 amino acids)
Molecular function (GO): metallopeptidase activity
Source: RefSeq, a predicted model, not a curated record
CCUGCGGAAAUUAUAAAGUCGGAAUCGGAGAGGACGAUCCGGGUCUUUUUUCGGGAGUACACAUUGCAAUUCACGAAAUAGGACACUUGUUAUCAUCAUAUCAUGAUGGCGAAGGAACCUCAAUAAACUGCUCGGCGUCACAGGGAUACGUAAUGAACCCGUACAACAGCGGAAGGAACCUUUUCACUUUCUCCAAUUGCAGCAAGGCAGCCAUAGCCGCUUUCUUGAGGUUAAACGCAUCCUCUUGCUUAUUGAACCACAACCAACGGCGCCAUCUUGCCCUCUUGCCCAACGACACUAUGACGCUGCCCGGUCAAGUAAUAAGUGGCGACCUGUACUGCAAGCGGACCUUUGCACACCCUAACGUCACCUACAUCAAGUGGGAUUCGGAUCUCAAGCAAUGCAAGUUUCGCUGCAGGUUGUAUAUGAAGCCAGACGGAAAACCUAAAUAUGCCAUCAGAUAUGCAUACGAUGGAACUCCGUGUAACAGGUCUCGACCGGAGAUGAAGUGCAAGAAUACCAAGUGUGUUUAAAAGUAGUUGCCUAUAAGGUCUGCUCACAGCGCGAACCAAAUAUCUUCCUCUUUCGCCUAAUGGCCCAAAAGUGCUCAUAUACUCACGAAAGCCCACCGGAAUUGCAAGCGUCGGACUCUUACUCUCGAAUGUUGCACUUCCUGGGGAUCAAACAAUGAAAUACUGACAGCACAGGAAUGUGCAUUUACUACAGCCGCGUUUCUUUAACAAAC